This is a messenger RNA of Salmo salar (Atlantic salmon), 3332 nucleotides long. RefSeq names its product rho-related GTP-binding protein RhoG. Gene Ontology annotation, molecular function: GTPase activity; GTP binding. Lineage: Eukaryota; Metazoa; Chordata; Actinopteri; Salmoniformes; Salmonidae. The record is from RefSeq and is a predicted model, not a curated record. Gene Ontology annotation, biological process: small GTPase-mediated signal transduction.
UACCUGCUACAACGAAAGGAGGGCGUCCCCAUUAUUUUUUUGUGAACAAAUGUGCAAUGCAUUUUCCGAACUGAGAUGCAGCAAUACGAAGCGUCUAGUCUGCCGGGAAACCACACGAAGAAGAAGAAGAAGAAGAAGUAGUAGAAGAAGAAGAAGGAGGAGGAGGAGGAGGAUGAUGAGGGCGCGAGCGCGAGUCAAAGAAGCGGUGGGGCAAUUUAUCAAGAUAACCUGACUUUCAGUUCGCCAAUGGGACAUUUCAACAUCCCUCUUAAAUUCACUGCACCCUAGUCGCCAGUGUGGAUGAGGGAAACAUGCAGACCAUAAAGUGUGUGGUGGUGGGCGAUGGUGCCGUGGGUAAGACUUGUCUUCUAAUCUCCUACACCACAAACGCCUUCCCAGAGGAGUACAUCCCCACCGUGUUCGACAACUACAGCGCCCAGAUAAGUGUGGACGGCCGCGCCAUCAGCCUCAACCUGUGGGACACGGCUGGCCAAGAGGAGUACGACCGCCUGCGCACCCUCUCCUACCCCCAGACCAAUGUCUUCAUCAUCUGUUUCUCCAUCGGCAGCCCCUCCUCUCAUGCCAAUGUACGACACAAGUGGCACCCAGAGGUAUCCCACCACUGUCCUGGAGUUCCAGUGCUGCUGGUGGGCACCAAGAAGGAUCUGCGUGGAGAUGUGGAGGCAGUGAAGAAGUUGAAGGAGCACGGCCUGGCCCCCACCAACCAACAGCAAGGCAAUGCCUUAGCCAAGCAGAUCGGCGCCGUCAAAUACCUGGAGUGCUCAGCUCUGAUGCAGGACGGUGUGAGGGAGGUGUUUGAAGAGGCCGUGCGAGCUGUGCUCUACCCCAUUACCAAGAAAAAUGGCAAGAAGUGUGUUGUGUUAUAACUAUGUGCCUAGACUGUAGGGGGACUGGGGGAAGAGACACGAUUGGCGCUGCCAUUUUGGCUCCCAAUAUGCCUUCCAUGUUCUAACCCUCACCACUUGUUAGCAUUGCCUGGCUUCAAUAUUAAUUGAUUGUUUGUCAAGAGGUCCUCUACACUAAGAUGUGGUUUUAAUUGAUGCCAACAACCUUCGUAUGGAUUCUUUUUUUGUAUCUCUGAAAUCAAAACUACAGCGACGAUGCUAAAGGAUUUCAAUUGUGCCUUCUCAGCAACUUGCUGCCUUGUCCUCACUGGCUGUAUGUUUAAGAAGAUUACAAUUGAUUUGACACCUUUGCUUUUCUCCUUCGUCAGGCCAGUCUUGUAAUGUGUUGGUCUUUUUCUGUGAGCUUUGCCCAUGUUUUCAUCUGAUGUGAUUCAUAGGAAUGUUGUGUCAAUCAGUAGCCACUGUGUUAAACAUUAUUCAUCCCUCUGUGCCAUUACAGUAAUAGUUGUAGUGUGGAUUGUCAAUAAGAUAGUUUGCCUUUAACGUGGUUCAUAAGCCAGGGUCACAGGAUAUCUGCCGAACUAGCCUUGCAGGUCUGAGACAAGCAAGGGUGUAUGUAUGACACUGUCACCCUGAACACAUGCACACUUUGAUUAGAAUAGUCUCUCCUAUUGCUCUGUUACUCACACUCUCUCUUACUCUGUAAAACCAUGAGCUUGCCAUUCCGCACAAUGCUUUGUCAAAACAAAGUUCUGAUUGUGUCAGAGUGAAUACAGAUUUGGGUAGCUGCUAAGUAAACAUUCAUCUUUAGGGCAUCUGUUAUUUUUGUAUUGCUGGUGGGACAAGUCAGGAAGCAAUAACAAUAAUUUGAGUUUAGUGAUUACCCCCCCCCAGUCUAACUCUGUCAGCUGACCUGCUUAUGGGUAGUCUUUUUUUGUCUGAAGGCAAACAGAAAACACAAGUAAACUGCAUUCUAUGUUCUAUUGUAACUAACUGAAAUCGGUGCUGAAUAAUGCUACACAUUAGGAUGUCAAAAAAGUUGUUUAGCGUUAAUGAGGAACGCUAAACAAUGAGGAACGCGUGUUGAAGGUACCACAUAUCAGCAGUAAUGAUGCUCAUUCCUUGUUAACUUAACUUAUCUAAGUGUAAUGGCAAGUAUGUAUGGCUAAUACUGCAACAGGAGCUGCAAUCCUAACAGUUACUUGUGUUGCAUGGGCUGCAUGAACAUGCUUGUUGGAGAGUGGAGGAGAUAGGCCUACAUUUUUACCCAAACCACUCUAGCAGGAUUUUUUUCAGUGUCUGGUGGUAUUAUUGGUAUGAAUGGUUCUGUCGUUUGCCUUGCCCCUUUGUGAUGUCAUAUGGGAUCUGUAAUGAGUUGGUGUGCAGCUUCUGUAAUUAAGGGCCACAGGGUCAGCUGGUUUUUCCCAUCAGACCGCACCACUAAAUUGAAUGUGAAGUAUUGCAUUUUAGGUAUAAUUCAUUGUAAAUUUGCUGACUGGACAAUACAUGUGGUGGAAACCUGCAGAGUCUGUAGCACUUGAGAACUGAAGUUGCACUUCCUCUGUGUGGAAGUCUUUGCCUUCUCAAAAAGAUGGAAUGAAUUCCACCCCAACACUGACUGAUAACAGAUUGGUUCUGGUGGAAUGUAAUAGUUUUUUUUUUGUUAACCAGUAACCUAUGACAUGUACAUCUAAUUGCCAAAAUAAAGGAAACACUUGAGUAAAUGAGGAAUAAAACUAUAUUGAAAGCAUGUUCUGCCACACAGGUGUGAUUCCUGAGUUUAUUAAGCAAUAAACAUCCCAUCAUGCUUAAGGUCAUGUGUAAAAAUGCCCAGUUGCCUGUUAUUUUGGCAACCAUGGCUAGAAGAGAUCUGUUACUUUGAAAGAGGGGUCUCAAAUGAGCAUGGGGAUUUAAAGGAUGUGUGUGUGUGUGUGUGUGUCAGUCACCAGAUCUCAACCCAAUUGAACACAUGGGAGAUACUGGAGCGGUGCCUGAGACCGCAUUUUCCAUCAACAUCAACGAAACACCAAAUUAUGGAAUUUCUCAUGUAAGAAUGGUGUCUAAUAUAUUUCUAGACACUUGUAUAAUCUAUGCCAUGCUGUUCUGGUGGCCCAACACCCUAUUUAGACAUUUUAUGUUGGUGUUUCCUUUUUUUUGGCAGAUACCUGUAUACAGGUUAUAAUGGUUAAACUAAGUAUUUUUAAGUAGGCCUACAUAUUCCCUUAUGUCUUUGGCACUCAAUGCCAUUCUGUACUCCAGACUAAAGAGACUUGGUUGUGGUAUUUAUGAUCCAAGAGAGACAUUUUGGUAUUCAUUUUAUAUUCCAUUUAAUUCCAGAUACAAGUGUCAUGGUCUUUACCUUUAUGUGUAAAGACUAAACUUUAUUAUAUAUUUUUGAUUCAAUCCUUUUUUACAAUGAGAAGUCAAUAUGUGUACUGUACAAUAAAUAUUUCAGAUAAACGAUUA